Molecule: messenger RNA, 528 nt
Organism: Metarhizium album ARSEF 1941
Lineage: Eukaryota; Fungi; Ascomycota; Sordariomycetes; Hypocreales; Clavicipitaceae
Exons: 1
Coding region: 1-528 (175 amino acids)
Source: RefSeq, a predicted model, not a curated record
AUGCACAUUCCGUGGACUCUGUGUGCCGUCCUGGCCGCCCAUGCUGUUGGCUUCGCGCGGGCCGCCGAAACCCCGGAUACCCCGGAUGCCGACGGAGAUCAUGCUCCCGGCAUCUCGACGGGUCAUCCUCUCCGGUCUUCCAGCAUCUUGACGGGCGUGACCUACAGCACUACCGGCCGUCCUCCCCGGUCUUCCAGUAUCUUGACGGGCGAGACCUACAGCACUACCGGUCGUCCUCCCCGGUCUUCCAGCAUCUUGACGGGCGUGACCUACAGCACUACUGGUCCUGCUCCCCGGUCUUCCAGCAUCUUGACGGGCGUGACCUAUAGCACUGGUCAUGCUCCCACUUCGUCCACGAGUAACGCGACGGGCGUCACCUCCCAGACCUCUCGCUCCGUGCCGACUCCCACCACCGUCCCUGCCACCAACCCCACAAGCAACGUCGUCCCCGCCGCCGCCGACACCAUCGCUCGAAACCCCUUGCUCGCGGCAGGUGUCGCCGUCUUCGUGGUCGCGUUGGCGCUCUAA